Messenger RNA from Pygocentrus nattereri (red-bellied piranha), 969 nucleotides. RefSeq names its product trace amine-associated receptor 1-like. The coding region runs from base 1 to 969 and encodes 322 amino acids. Gene Ontology annotation, cellular component: membrane. The transcript has 2 exons. Lineage: Eukaryota; Metazoa; Chordata; Actinopteri; Characiformes; Serrasalmidae. The record is from RefSeq and is a predicted model, not a curated record. Gene Ontology annotation, biological process: G protein-coupled receptor signaling pathway. Gene Ontology annotation, molecular function: trace-amine receptor activity.
AUGGACAACAUUAUCAACUUUGACCAAAAUGGGAUCUUGGAGAAGCCUCCGCUUUGUUUUGAUUCUCUUAACGGUUCUUGUCUGAAGUUGAAUUAUCCUCUGGAAGUCCGUGUUUUGCUCUAUAUGCUCUUUUGUGUCUCAUCUCUCCUCACAGUGAUCGGAAACCUUCUGGUGAUUAUAACAGUCAUUCAUUUCAAGCAGCUGCACACACCGACUAACUACCUCAUUCUCUCUCUGGCUGUCGCCGACCUGCUUGUAGGAGGGGUGGUGAUGCCUCCCAGCAUGCUACGCUCUGUGGAGACUUGCUGGUAUUUGGGGACUUUCUUCUAUCGAUAUUACGCAGUCUGUCACCCCCUGCUGUACCACAGUAAAAUGACCAAUAACACUACCCUGUUCAUGAUCGCUGUUUGUUGGAGCGUCUCUGUUGUAGUGGGAUUUGGAAUGAUAUUUCUGGAGCUGAACAUUCUGGGGAACGAGGACUUCUAUCACAAUAACUUUGCCUGUGAGGGCGCCUGUAUGGUGUUUCAAGCUAAAGUGGGUGGGCUUGUGUUUUCAGCGCUUUGCUUUUACAUCCCUGCUGUAAUCAUACUCAGUGUAUAUGUGAAAAUCCUGCACACUGCACAAAGGCAAGCUCGUGCAAUCCGCAGCACUAACACCCACAUGAAAACAGCAGUGGAGAAAGCCAACAUGAGCAAGUCGGAGAAGAAGGCCACAAAAACUUUAGCCAUCAUCAUGGGGGUCUUUCUGUCAUUCUGGGUCCCAUUUUUCCUUUGUAAUGCCAUUGACCCAUUCACUGGAUACUCUGUGCCACCACUGCUGUUCGAUGUGUUCCUCUGGGUUGGGUACUUCAACUCAACGUGUAAUCCUAUUGUAUACGCCUUCUUCUACAGUUGGUUUAGGCAUGCGUUCAGAGUCAUUCUGUCUGGUGGAAUAUUCCAGGCUAACUCGUCACGCACCAAAUUAUUUUAA